Molecule: messenger RNA, 5917 nt
Organism: Gadus chalcogrammus (walleye pollock)
Lineage: Eukaryota; Metazoa; Chordata; Actinopteri; Gadiformes; Gadidae
Product: intermembrane lipid transfer protein VPS13B-like
Exons: 34
Coding region: 427-5871 (1814 amino acids)
Source: RefSeq, a predicted model, not a curated record
AAUUAAAACAAUAUUUUGUUUUCUAAUUCCUUAUCCUUUUAGUCGUCGAAUAGACCAGAGACCCUGGCAUGAACAAAUCACUGUUUCUCGAUAUAAGCUAUUUUGUUACACUUGAUUGUAUUAUUUAAUAAUAUGUCAUCGUUUGUAUGGAUCAAAGCUAUCACAUCGAAAUAAAUUUAUAUUCAGAAAAGUCAUCAGUCACAAAAAUAGGAUAUUUUUAGGCCUCUGUUAGGUAGGGGCGUGCCUCUUGAGCGGAGAAGGAUAUGACGUCGCGCACGCGGAAGCUCUGUGUAUGUUUACCGAUGACGUUUACUCGGGACCACAGAGAUGUGCUAACCAGAACAGCUAACGAGAUGCAUUGGUUACUAUAAAGUUAUAACUCUUACAAUAGCUUCAGGAUAAGUGGGCUAACCGGAUGGGGACAAGAUGUUGGAGUCCUAUGUCACACCACUCCUGAUGAGCUAUGUCAACAAAUACAUAAAGAAUCUAAAGCCGUCAGACCUGCAGCUCUCCCUCUGGGGCGGGGAUGUGGUGCUCAGCAAGUUGGAUCUGAAGCUGGAUGUCCUGGAGCAGGAACUGAAGCUGCCCUUUACCUUCAUGAGCGGCCAUAUCCACGAGCUGCGUAUCCACGUGCCAUGGACCAAGCUUGGGUCAGAACCCGUGGUCAUCACUAUCAACACUAUGGAGUGCAUCCUAAAGCUGAGAGAUGGAGUCCAGGAUGACCAUGAGAGUGGCUCCAGCUCCACGAGCCGCAGUGCCUCAGACAGUGUCAAGGCCCAGGCCAAGCCCCGCAGGCUGCAGCAGGCGGCCCCCAGUGACCCGGACCUGCCCCCAGGCUACGUGCAGAGCCUGAUCCGCCGCGUGGUGAACAACGUGAACAUCGUGGUGAACAACCUGAUCCUGAAGUACGUGGAGGACGACAUCGUGCUGUCCGUCAACAUCACGUCAGCGGAGUGCUACACCGUCGACGACGCGUGGGAGAGGGCCUUCAUGGACAUCACCGCCCCUGAGUUGGUCCUGAGGAAGGUGAUCAACUUCUCGGACUGUACGGUGUGCCUGGACAAGCGCAACGGCAGCGGGAAGAUUGAGUUCUACCAGGACCCCUUGCUGUACAAAUGCUCCUUCAGGACACGCCUCCACUUCACCUAUGACAACAUGAACUCUAAGAUCCCUGCAUUCAUCAAGAUGCAGACCAUGGUGGAGAGCCUGAAGCUGUCCGUCACCGACCAGCAGCUGCCCAUGUUCAUGCGCAUCCUUGAGCUAGUAAUCGCCCUGUACUACGGGGCCAUCGGGGCCCCCCGGGAUGGCGACGCGGACGAGGGCAGUGGGCCCAUCAGGGAGUCGGUCGCCCCCGUGCCUGGUAUGGACGUGGAGGAGGACAACCAGGGGAUGGCCCGGCCGUUCUCCAGCUCAGAGCUCUACAUGCAGCCCGGAGGGCCCGACGACCAGAUGGACGAGGGAUGGGUCUCUUGGGCGUGGUCCUUCGUGCCGGCCAUCGUGGGCGAGGAGGACGAGGAGGGCGAGGACGGCACCUACCACCAGAGAGAGCCAGGGUCCAGCCCGAGUGGCACCCAGCAGCAUGCGCAGCCUCGAGACCCCGUCGUGUCCAUAGGAUUCUACUGCACCAAGGCGUCCGUUACCUUUAAGCUGACAGAGUCCCUUUCGGAGAGCAGCUACUACAGUCCACAGAAGGUCAAGUCCAGAGAGGUCCUGUGUCUGGAGCCGGAGGGAAUCACCAUUGAGGUGCUGAUGAUGGGUGAGGCGUUCUUCGACUGUCAGAUUGGCAUCGUGGGCUGCCGGGCCGUCUGCCUGAAAGGCAUCAUGGGAGUGCGGGACUUUGAGGAUAACCUGAACCGACGGGCGGAGGACGCUGUGUUCUUCAUGUGCGGCGAGACUCUGAGCGCUAAGGGGAUGACGUACCUGACCAACUCCCUGUUCGACUACCGCAGCCCAGAGAACAACGGCGUACGGGCCGAGUUCAUCCUGGACGCCACCAACCACAAGGAGACCUACACAGAGAUAGCCGGCAUGCAGCGCUUUGGUGCUUUCUACAUGGAUUACCUCUACACAAUGGAGAACGGCGGUGGCAAAGGGAGCGUGGGCUCGCAGGACUCCCCGGCGGUCGCCAAGGAGGAGCCGCUGCCGGCCGUGCAGGAGAGCUCCACCAAGCGGCUGGUGGUCGGGCCCCUGGAGGUCCGACUACACAGUAGCGCCGUCCACCGCAUCCUCAAGAUGGUGGCCUGCGCCAUGGACCACGAGUACGAGCCCUACUGCAAGCCAGAGCCAGAGCUGGUGGAGGAGCGGCGAGCUCCAGCCACACCAGAGGAGCUCUCCAGCCUGGAAGAAUUCAUCCCCACCAGACUCACCUGUCUCACUUUGCUGAAGGUCUGCAUCACGGUGUCCGUGGCAGAGUUCAACCUGCUGCACACGCUCAUGCCGGUCCUGAUGGGACAGAAGGCGCCCCCUGCGCCCCCCAGCGUGCCAGCCUUCCAGCCAGUGCGUCCGCUGCCGGCCCUGCGCUUCCAGGUGGAGAGGGUGAACGUGGAGCACACUGUCCCCAUGUACGGGCCCGAGCUGGUGGGCCUGGUCAGCGCUCUCAGCCAGCCCUCCGACAACCUGUUGCACCACUGCUACGCACACUGCUACCUCAAGGUGUUUGAGUUCCAGGCAGGCCUGACGUGCCAGGACGCGGCGGGGACUUUCCUGCCUCUGCUGCCCAUCAUCCCUUCCUUCAGCACAGCUCUGUAUGGCAAACUGCUCCAGCUGCCCGCCUGCUGGACCAAGAGGUCUCCGGUGCCCACCACGGAGUGUAUCUUUGAGCUCCCCCACUUCGCGGUGCAGGCCACCAUGGCCCAGGCCCUGCUGCUGCAGGCGCUGUGCCAGAGCUGGACCCACAGCCUGGGCAACGGGAUCCCGCAGGCGCUCAGCGAGGGUCUGCUCCAGCAGGUCUUCAGAGCACCAGGUGUGAAAUCUCGGAGCCCUUCGCCGACGCUGGAGUGCUCGGUCCAGAACGUGGAGCUGAAGCUGUGCAGCCGUGCGACGGUGAAAUGCGCCUCGGGAACCGUGGGAGCUGUAAAAGUGUGCGCCAGGACUCCAGGGUCAGAAGAGGGGUCCAAGGAGAAGCUGGUUCCCCUGAUCCAGGGCCCGUCCGACACCAGGGAGCUCCACACCAGCCGCUGGCUCAACGAGAUCCGCAAGCCCGAGUCCCUGCUGGCCCCGGACCUCCUGGCCUUCUCUGUGCAGGUGCCCCUGCAGGGCGACGACUGCCGGAACUCAGGUGCUGUGCUGCUGGUCAGUGUGCAGGGCAUCGCGGCCAACGUGGACCCCGUGGUGUGCACCUGGCUGCUCCACCAGCCUCACCGAACGGGCAGCAGACAGCAGCAGCAGCAGCAGCAGCAGGCUCCGGCAGUGGUUGCUAUGGCGAUGCCCCUGGCCAAACGGAGAGAGGAUGAGGUGUCUGUGGGUAGCACGCCACUGGCCAAACAGCCCUCCAAUCAGGCGUCCGAUUACGCCAGCAGCCCGGUCAAAACCAAGACCGUAACAGAAUCCCGACCUCUGUCCAUUCCCAUGAAGGUGAUGCCCAUCAGCACAGCUGUGGAGUCGUGGUCCACCUCAGAGGAGAGGAUGAAGGCGCUGAUUGCUCAUGCCUGGGACGCUGUCAAACGACUGACUCUACAGCUGGAGGUCCAGUCGUGCUGCGUGUUUCUGCCCAACGACAGCCUGCCCUCCCCGAGCACCAUCAUCUGCGGCGACAUACCUGGCACCGUCCGCAGCUGGUACCACAACCAGGCCUCCAUGCCUGGGACUCUGGUGGUCUGCCUGCCCCAGAUCAGUGUCCUCAGUGCUGGACACAAGUACAUGGAGCCCCUGCAGGAGCUGCCCUUUGUGGUGUCGAAGCCGAUCCUGGAGGAAGGUGAUGCCUUCCCCUGGACCAUCAGCCUGAGCCAGUUCAGUCUGUACACCCUGCUGGGCCAGCAGCACAGCCUCAGCCUGCUGGAGCCCAUGGGCUGCACCUCCACGCUGGCCGUCACCUCCCACCGGCCGCAGGCCAGCGAGGGACGCCAGUCUUUCGUGGUGUGUCUCCACGUGGACCUGCAGCCCGUCCAGGUCAAGUGCUCCAACCCACAGGUGCAGCUGCUGUACGAGCUCUUCCUCAGCUGGAGCACCACCUGGGCCCGUCUCCAGAAGCACAGCGUCCUGCGCCAGACGUCCGGAGCGCCGGAGACCCCCCAGGGAGCCGCCCUGACCUCGCCGGUCCGCAGCAGUGCCGGCACUGUGCUGCCAGACGCCAGCACCUGCAGCCCCUCCGCCGACCUGGGCUCUCCCACCGAGGGCGACUCGGUGCCAGCCGGGGACGACGGGCCCUUCUCGGACACGGUGACGCUGGAGCAGAAGACCAGCAGCAUCGGGGGCACCAGCGGGAAGGUCAGCCUCUGGAUGCAGUGGAUGCUGCCCAAGGUUACGGUCAAGCUGUACGCCCCAGAUUCCGCCGCCAAAAACACAGAGAUUUGUGUCAUUGCUGAAAUGGAAGACCUGAGUGCCUCAGUGGACGUCCAAGAUGUCUACACAAAGAUCAAGUGUAAAGUGGUCAGCUUCAACAUGGACCACUACAGGUGCAGUCCGGAAGAGCGUGUGCGGAGCGUGGGCGGCUGUGGAGGAGUGAUCUUAUCCUGCACUGACAAGCUGAACAGACGAACGGUGCUGGUUCGACCCGUCAGCAAGCAGGACUCUUUCAGCCACUUCUCUGGCUUUUUCCCCCCUACGGCAGCCCGGGUCCUGGAGGGGUCGCACCAGCAGCACGGCUUCCUCUCCAUCACCUACACCCAGGCCGUCACCAAGAACGUCCGCCACAAGCUGACCACGCGGCCCGAGCGCCCCCCGCGCGGCUGCAGCAUGGCCGGGGGCCAGCGGGGGGCGGCAGACCCCCUGGCGGACGGCUCGCCCCAGUACCUGCGGGAGAUCCUGCUGACCGCCCAGCCCUUCGACGUGGUGCUCUCCUGUCCCUUAAUGGCCGCCGUCAUGGGCCUCUUCCAGGCCACCGUUCCGAGGCGUUACCGCGAGCGGGGCAAGUCGUCGGGCCAGCCAAUGAGGAGCCACGCCCUGACCUCCCGCUGCCUGCCCCUCAUCUACAUCAACACCAGCACCAUCCGAGUGUUCUGCCCCGGGACGCAGGACAAACACACCGCCACAGAGUCCCACCAGAGCAAAGAAGACACCCUGGUGCUGAAGCUGGGCUCUGUCAGCAUGGCCCCCCAGGCAGAUAACCCCCUCUCCCGCACCGUGCUGCGCAAAGACAUCUACCAGCUGGCGUUGAACCUGGGCAUCCUGCGAGACCCUGGAUCCGAGGUGGAGGACCGCCAGUACCAGCUGGACCUCCAGUCCAUCAACAUCGGCACGGCCCAGUGGGAGCAGCUCAAGCCGGAGAAGGAAGGCACCAAGGGCGGGGCGGCCGCCGAGACGGAGAGGAACUCCCAGAACCCCGCGCUGGAGUGGAACAUGGCCAGCAGCAUCAAGAGACACCAGGAGCGGCGAGCCAUCCUCACCCCCAUCCUGACAGACUUCUCGGUGCGAGUGACGGCGGCUCCGGCCAUCAUCUUCAGCAGGCCUGUCUCCCUGGACAGCGGUCCUGCCGAGGAGGCGGUGGUGUGUGGUCAUUCCCUGGAGGUGAACGUGAGCGGCAGCCUGGACUUCUACCUUAGUGUGGCUCAGGUGCAGCUCCUUCAGCAACUCCUGCUGGACCACAUGGUGGGACUGGACGUCCCAGAGAAGAGUGCAGAGGUACACACACGCACAGGCACACACACAAACAAAAACAGUGUUUGUGCAAUGCAUGGGUGUGCGAUGCGUGUUUCUGGUUGUGUGUUUACAUAAAUAGGUUUUAUGAAGUUGCGCACGCGAAGCGAACAUCACUGUCAAA